Toxotes jaculatrix (banded archerfish) is the source of this 2042-nucleotide messenger RNA. It is a transcript of the gene nrm, whose product is annotated as nurim. Bases 61 to 900 code for a protein of 279 amino acids. Lineage: Eukaryota; Metazoa; Chordata; Actinopteri; Toxotidae. Gene Ontology annotation, cellular component: nuclear membrane. The record is from RefSeq and is a predicted model, not a curated record. The transcript has 4 exons.
GCUCCCCUCCCGGAAGAAACCACCGUGGUGGUUGCCAAAUGAACAUAAACUCUGAUUGUAAUGGCGUCAGUCACGGGACGUGGCUGGGCUCUCUGCACCGUGUCCCUGCUAAACUUUGCGUUUGUUUUCAUAUCUGGUGCAGACUUUAUUCGGUUUAUAUCAUUUCGAGCCAUUUACCAUAACAUCACCGGAGAUACGACACUGUGCCAAGACUCCGUAUCAUGGUCGGUGGCCCUGCGGGACAGCUCUGUCCUCGGCUCUCUUGUUGUGGAUCUGGGGCUGCUGGCUCUCUUCACCACCCAGCACAGUCUGCUCGCCUGGUCACCUGUCAAACAGGCCCUCCAGUCAGUGCUGGGGGCCCUGAACAGGACUGCGUACUGCUUCACCACUGCACUGGCACUCCAGAUCUUGAUGAGGUACUGGCAGCCCGUGACUGGCGCCCCCUGUCUGUGGUCAGUGCGUAAUGCACCCUGGAGUAUCUGGUUCCCUCUGCUCUGCUUCACUCUGCACUUCCUCUGCUGGGCCAUCAUCUGCAGUACACUCAUGAUCUUUGAUUACCCAGAACUGCUGGGCAUCAAGCAGGUGUAUUACGAGUGUCUCGGUUUAGGAGACCCCUUGUCCCACAAGUCGCCCCAUGCCCAGCGCUUCCUGUCUCACUUCCGCCACCCGGUGUGCCUGGAGCUGGGUGUCGUGCUGUGGCUCCUGCCAGCCUUGUCCCUUGACAGGCUCCUGCUGGCGGGGACUCUGUCGACCUACCUGGCCCUGGCACACUCUCUGGACAAACAGGAUUUAGCCUACCUCUGUGUCCAGAUUAACAGCAAGAUGCAGCUCCUUGCUGAGCCACACCGGGGCAUCGCCGACACCUCCGACAGGGACAGCAGCAACCAGAAGGAGAAGUGAAGGGAAGGUCCUCUCACAGAUGAGAAGAUGAGCUGUUUAACUAUAACUUUUGUUACAAAACUGACCUCUGCAGAGUCUCUGUGGUCUUCUAUGAGUCUGAAAUCUGCUGUGCUGAAAACAAAAAAACAAACCUGCGCUGGUCAUUUCUGCUAAUGGCAACUCAAACUGGAUUUUUUGUAAACUGACACUGUUUUUUCUUCACAUUUUCUUUUCACUACACAAGUGGUUUCAGAAAGGAAGAGUUUUAUUACAAAAGGAAAUCUUAUUCCACCAUUUGAAAACUUUUCUAAAGGUGGCUGGUAUUACUGUUAAAUUUCUGAGCCAAUUAAAUAUAACGGUUAUAUUUUUAUUUAUAUUUUAUUCCUUCAGAUGAAAUUUAAGAGGAAAGUUUCAUACAAAAGGAACAUUUUGUGUACCAGUGUAUUUUUUAUAGCCUGACCAGUUCCAGAUUUGUGAGGGUGAUACUGAGAUUUAUUUUUCUAAAAACAAAUCACAUAUAUCAACAACUUGAUGUGGAUGUAGACUUUUUUCAGUUGUGAUUUUACAAUAGAAGCUCUAAUGUUUUGUGAUGAAACCCUCCAAAUAUUCUUUUUUUUUUGUCUGUUUUACUACACUGAACUUUUAUCAGAGUAUAUUUUUAUAGGCUUUUAAAUUCUAUAUGCCAAGUACAUUUAUACUGUAUUUCUCAGCACAGAUUUCAAAUUUAAUUGUCCUCCAAAGACAAUUUAAUAUUGAGAUUUCACACUGGCAGAAACACAAAAAUGCUACAACUUGUGGCUAUAAUGAAAACAUGUUUCCUGGUAUUUCUGAGAUUAUGAAUGUAUUUCCUCUCUUGCUUAUGUCGUGGGUGCAUCUGCAAUUUUUGUAAGUCACUGGAACUUGAACUAAUUGCAUAUGUUUGGUAUUUCAUGCAUUUCCCAGUUCAUUGUAUUUGGUCAUCCAAGUAACUCAUGUGACAAGGUAACAACUUAUUGGCAGCACAACCAGUAUUUUCUUAAAUAUGUCAUUAAUUCUCCAACUUCAAAGUAUUGUAAUCUUUGAGUUCAUAUAUAUUGUGAGCUAAGAUAGUAGGCCUCACUGUAAAGACUGAUGACUCAGUAUUUUCAAGGCCAUGCUGAAUAAAUGUAAGAUGUUGCAAAGUG